Molecule: messenger RNA, 1315 nt
Organism: Juglans regia (Persian walnut)
Lineage: Eukaryota; Viridiplantae; Streptophyta; Magnoliopsida; Fagales; Juglandaceae
Product: leucine-rich repeat extensin-like protein 3
Exons: 1
Coding region: 46-1068 (340 amino acids)
Biological process (GO): plant-type secondary cell wall biogenesis
Source: RefSeq, a predicted model, not a curated record
CUCAAUCUAAUCAACUUCAACUUAUCCCUCCCUAUUCACAUCAAGAUGGCCUCUCCUCGGUUCGGUAACUUGAACUUCCCAUAUUUCCCAUACCCACCUUACCACCCUUUCUGGCCACCACCUCAUGUAUGGCCACCGCAGCCGCCAUAUCACCCUGUUGCUCCACCUCCUCAUGUACGACCUCCACCGACACCUCAUGUAUACCCUCCACCACCGCCAUCUCACCCUCUUACUCCACCACCUCAUGUAUGGCCGCCGCCACCACCAUAUCACCCUGUUGCUCCACCUCCUCAUGUACGACCACCACCAACACCUCCUGUACGCCCUCCACCACCGCCAUCUCACCCUCUUACUCCACCACCUCAUGUACGGCCACCACCGCCGCCAUAUCACCCUGUUGCUCCACCUCCUCAUGUACGACCUCCACCAACACCUCAUGUACGCCCUCCACCACCGCCAUUUCACCCUCUUACUCCACCACCUCAUGUACGGCCACCACCGCCACAGCCAUAUCACCCUGUUGCUCCACCUCCUCAUGUACGACCUCCACCGACACCUCAUGUACGCCCUCCACCACCGCCAUCUCACCCAUCAACUCCACCUCCUCACAUACACCCCCAACCACCAUCACACCCUUUUGCUCCACCACCUCCUCACAUACGCCCUGUGCCACCACCAUCACCAAUGCCGGACAACCAUCCGACAGUAAUAGUCAUUGUGUUCAUCUCACUUGGAGGGCUCUUCUUCCUCGCAUUCCUUGCAGCUGCUCUAUUUUGCUUCAUCAACAAAAGAAAGAAGAAGACAGUUGAAGAAAUUGAUAUCAUUCACGUCGAUGAACACCGGACGAUCAAGGAGGCUAUCAUACCAGGGCCCCAUGGACCGAGGGCUGUGGUAUUGUCAAUUGAGGAUGAUAUUCAUAUGGACGAAGUGAUCAGGAAGAAUGAGAAGUUUGGUACCGAAGGUUUGCAUGCUAAGUCUGCUGAAGGAAAAUCUGGCACCCUUGAUCAGGAAGGAGCAACUUCUUCUGGUAUCGAUCAUCAUCACCACCACCUCGAACACAAGUCUUGAUCAUAAGAAAAUUACGUGAAUAAUGUCCUUCACCAUCCCAAGGACCUCAUGCUCAUUCCAAAUGAUUCAACGUUCGAAAUAAUUAACACAAGAGCAUAAAAUUCAGUUGAAAAUAAAUAAAAAAACUGAAACAAGUGAUCAGCGUACAAAAGUGUUGUAAUUUUUUAAGGCAUGAAGUGAUUGACUGAAUAUUUGUACCAGUAACAGUACUGUUGAAUUAUAUAUAUGAAUAAUUAUAUGGUUGUGA